AUGGCAAUCAAAGAUGAUAGCGACAUUUCCGAAAUCACCGGUGGCUGCUUAUGUAGAUGUAUCCUAUACACAAUCCACUUCAACAACGACCAUCCUUGGCCACCAAAAUCAGCAUCAUGCCAAUGUACCAUGUGUCGAAAAUGGACUGCAAGUCUUUUUCCUCAAUUCCUAACUCUAUCUGCAAAGCAAAUCACUCCAGAGCUGUCCACAUAUGCAGCAUACAAAGAAUAUCGUUCCUCAGAGACCUGUCUACGCGGGUUUUGUGUACAAUGCGGAAGUUCGCUGUUGUGGAGGACGGAGCAAAAGCCGGAGGAGAUCGAUGUAUUUCUGGGAACGAUUGAUGAGAAGUGGCUUGUUGAUCGGAAAGCCGACAUAGCGACUGCUACUGGGAACGGCAAUAGCGAGUCUACGGGAAAGACUCUGGGGACACCUAUGCAUGCGCAGUAUUACUAUGAGAAUGUCAUUGAAGGCGUGACGGACACUGUGCAAGGUGGGAAAAGAUAUCUCACACAUUCGUCGCAAUGCGAAGGCUUCUAG
Talaromyces marneffei is the source of this 537-nucleotide messenger RNA. RefSeq lists its product as uncharacterized. Lineage: Eukaryota; Fungi; Ascomycota; Eurotiomycetes; Eurotiales; Trichocomaceae. The transcript is spliced from 2 exons. Gene Ontology annotation, molecular function: carbon-sulfur lyase activity. The record is from RefSeq and is a predicted model, not a curated record. Bases 1 to 537 code for a protein of 178 amino acids.